Molecule: messenger RNA, 1286 nt
Organism: Xiphophorus maculatus (southern platyfish)
Lineage: Eukaryota; Metazoa; Chordata; Actinopteri; Cyprinodontiformes; Poeciliidae
Product: dual specificity phosphatase DUPD1-like
Exons: 4
Coding region: 389-1015 (208 amino acids)
Biological process (GO): protein dephosphorylation; negative regulation of MAPK cascade
Cellular component (GO): cytoplasm
Molecular function (GO): MAP kinase phosphatase activity; protein tyrosine/serine/threonine phosphatase activity
Source: RefSeq, a predicted model, not a curated record
GGUGAGUAUUUUAUCUUUAUUUGUUUGUAUCUAUUUAAUGCAUCAGAGUAAUCUGAGUCCAGCUUUCCUUGUCAUUUAGUGAUUCAAAGAUGAACAAUACAAUACACAAAAUCUGGUGUGUAUUUCUAUUCAGGCUCCCUGAGCCAACACUUUGUAAAACCUGCAUUUUACAAAGUGCAUUUCCAACUGCAUGUCUUGCCACUGAUUUUUAGUUGGAUUGAGCUCUGGACAUUGUCUGAGUCAUUCUAAUACAUGAAUGUGAUUUGAUGUAAAUUCAUAUUUCUGAACUCUUGUUCUCAGGGCCCACUGUGCUGCAUGUUUUAGGUGUCCUUCUGCUGCCAUCUUUAAUGGCACACGGAGGAGGAGGUGAAAAAUUACCUCGUGUGCAAUGACAUCUAAGAGGAAUCCAUAUGCAGCAGUGCAGGUAGACCCCGACAGUGAUUACAUCACACCAGGUACAUUAGACCUGGAGCAGCUCUUCUGGACAGGCACCACAGCUCCAUACAUCCAUGUCAACCAGGUCUGGCCAAGAAUUUACAUUGGAGAUGAGAAGACAGCUCUCGAGCGUCCUGAGCUUAAGGAGCUGGGUGUCACUCAUGUCCUGAAUGCAGCAGAAGGAAAGUGGAACAAUGUGCUGACUGGUGCUAAUUACUACAAGGACCUGAACAUCCAGUAUCUUGGUGUGGAAGCUGAUGAUAAACCCACAUUCAACAUUUCCCAGUACUUCCUCCCUGCAGCAGAAUUUAUCUACAAGGCCCUCAGCCAACCACAGAACAAAGUGCUGGUUCACUGUGUGAUGGGCCGAAGCAGGUCAGCCACUUUGGUCUUGGCAUACCUGAUGAUGAAGCACAGCUUAACUGUAGUGGAAGCUAUUGAGCAUGUGCAGCAGAAACGCUGCAUCCUGCCUAAUCACGGCUUCCUGAAACAGCUCAGAGCACUGGACAUCACGCUGCAAGAGGACAAGCUGAGACAGAAAAGACACGUGGAAAACCAAGAAGUCAAAAAAACAACAUAAUAUACCUCUGUAAUUUAUUCUCUCUGUGAUGUAGCCUGAUUUGAACAUAAGUGUAUAUUUUUUAUUGUGGAUUUUUUCAAAUCCACACAGGAUCAAUCUAACGACUUAAGGGACUACAAACUGAACCUCUGAAAAGGGCAUUUUGUGGCAUCUUGGAUUACCUUGACUUCUUAUCGGACUACAUUUCUUAUUACGAUUAGCUCAGUUCAUAUACAGUACAGACCAAAAGUUUGGACACAACUGUGUGUCCAAACUUUUGGUCUGUACUCAA